AUGAAGAGAAAGGCUACAGAGGAGCACGAGGCUUCAGCCCUGCCAAAAAGAGGCCGAAUUAGCGACCCAGCACCGACCAGUUUCGUGGAGGACGUUGACUACGAACCUGAGCUCGACGAUGGCCAAUCUGACGAUGGAUCGCGGUAUACCGGAACUACGUCUACAUUGCCAGCAAGCACACCACUGACUCCGCUCUCUCCCGCCCAAAAAUGGCCUUCCGACAUUAAGACAAUCAGGUGCACACAUCCCAAUUGCAACAAGACAUUCAACCGUCCAGCUCGACUUGCUGCCCAUCUAAGAUCGCAUACCAACGAACGACCUUUCAAGUGCCCUCACCAUGACUGUGACAAAGACUACAUGGAGGAAAAACACCUAAGACAGCACAUCAAGGGCUCCCAUUCAGCUGAACGAGAGCACGUUUGUGCUCAUACUGGCUGUGGGAAACAGUUCAUGACCGCCACACGUCUCAGAAGACACCAAGCAGUUCACGAGGGCCAGGAACGUUUUCGCUGCCGAGAUUUCCCUCCCUGUGACCAGAGCUUCCGCAAGCACCAGACUCUACAGCGUCAUAUCCGAUCCGAACACCUCCAUGUCGCUGCCUUCCAGUGCAGCCACAAAGACAGUAUUACCGGAGCGGUUUGCGGAGCAGGUUUUGACAGUGCUGGGCCGCUCAGACGACACCAGGAACGGGAACAUGGGGAAGACCGUUAUUUCUGUGACGAUUGUGUCAAUACGAUCACUGAGGAUGGCAGUACCAAGAGCGUAGGAUUUCCCACUCUUACUCUCCUGCAGGCACACAUGAAACAGUCUCACAUCAACUGCAUGUUCUGUGGAGUGCUCUGUGGCGGUAGAGAAGAUCUGGAGUUGCACAUCGAGUCACAGCACACCAGAAACGACCAAGAAGACAAGACAACUCUCGAGGAACGGAAAACCGUCGCUUGCACCUGGCCAGACUGCAGCAAGACCUUUACAAAGGUAUCGAACAUGAACAUUCACAGACGUACUGCUCAUGAGGGCGAACGAUUUGUAUGUGGCGAGUUUGACAUUAACAUGACCGAAGACCCAUCUGUGUGGCCGCAAUUCGAAGGUUGCGGAGAGAGCUUCAAUGCCAAAGCUGGCUUGGAGAACCAUGUUCGCUAUGUGCACUUGAAAUAUGAACGACCGCCAACAAAGCCAGCAGAGAGAAAGGGAAAGGCGAGAGGUUUCACCGUCCUCGAGGAGUUGGCUGGUGGCGGGCAGAAGUCUCGAAGAACAUUGCCAUGCACGUUCCCCAGCUGCAAGCUCAAAUUCGUCCAUAGUGGCGAAUUGGAGGCUCAUGUCCAGGGCGAGCAUGCCAUCGAUCAGGCUCUUCUUGACAAUAUUGGAGCCGCAACAGGAGAAUCGGAGCGAAUGCCAUUAGAGCCACCAACAGCUUUCGGGGAUGUCAUGCAGGGUAUGGCAGAAUGGGAAGCAGAUUAUGGAGGCACGGAGUUUUGGAUUGGAGGUGGUACCAUUUCAGGUGCCCCGACUCCUGGACACAACGAGGAAUGGCUUCGUGACGAAGCUGAGAUGAGAAGGCUGAUCGAGCCCGACAACCUGGAUGGCUUGAUUGACCCUGCCCUGGGUCUAUGA
This is a messenger RNA of Anthostomella pinea, 1611 nucleotides long. The record is from the annotation of a GenBank genome assembly. Lineage: Eukaryota; Fungi; Ascomycota; Sordariomycetes; Xylariales; Xylariaceae.